Nerophis ophidion (straightnose pipefish) is the source of this 1087-nucleotide messenger RNA. RefSeq lists its product as uncharacterized. The transcript is spliced from 8 exons. Lineage: Eukaryota; Metazoa; Chordata; Actinopteri; Syngnathiformes; Syngnathidae. The coding region runs from base 60 to 953 and encodes 297 amino acids. The record is from RefSeq and is a predicted model, not a curated record.
ACUCAGUUGGGAUCCAAAUCGAGCAGAAGCUGAAGUUCAACAUCGUCACUUUUUCAACAAUGAUCGCCUUUUCAUUCAUCAGAGAAUCCAGUGACCCAAGUGGACUCACAGUCUCACAAUUUGCACUGUUUUGCAGGGCUCCUUUCAAGCAUGACAUUCGGGAGAAGAUGCUUAUGAGGCAGUUUGUGCUCAUGAAACAGAGGAAUGAAGUUCCCAGGCAUAUCUCGGUGCAUCACAUGAAGCAAUGGCGCCUGGCUAAGACGAACUUCCACAAAAAGUUCCAGAUGAUGGGAAUGAGGACCAUCCAUGUUGAAUUGGAAUGGAUCAGAGCAGGCUUCCUCUCUCUGAACCAACUGGAGGAAAAAGUGCGCGAGGAACUUCAUGAAGAGAUACGGCUUUCACAGCUGCUCGGGAGGAGGGUCACACUGGACGGUCUCCAAAUGUUCCUGGCAGUGGUGUGUCCCAAAACGGAGCAAGAAGUGGAGAGCUUCCUCCGGUAUCUGCUUCACGAGCUGCAGAAGAUUUUGAGCAGCUCCAACAUCAGCUGGAUCCAGGAAGUGACGCUGCUCACAGAGCUCCGACGCCGAAGCAUCCACCUGGUGAGAGAGGUGGUGGAUCAUGUCGUCAGGGUUUUCCUGACACCCGCUGUUGGGGACUCCAGUGCGGAGUCUUUGAGGAGAAGGGCUGAGACGGCCAGCUUGGGCGUUGGCAGAAUGCUGGAAGACGCUCUGACUUCUUGCUCCUGCCUCAGCCAGCAUGUUGAUGAAGACCGUCUGCUCUACAUCUGCUCCUCGGUGGCCUGGCGAGUGGUGGAAAGCCUUUUUAGAAGUUUUGUCCGCCACUCUGAAAGCUUUCCCCUGCUGGACUUUGACCGAAGCACGUUCACUUCACGAGAGUGCAUCCUAAGGGCUGUGGAGGACAUGGACUACAUCGCAACCUUCAUGAACUUCUAGAAGAUGAUGCAGUUUGUGCCCAUGAAGCAGGAGCACCACUCAUCUCCUCCCUCCAUUCUUACAUCACAGAAUAUGACAUCAUCAAAAUAAUUUUAAUUCUGUUGACUGUUUUAUACAUUCAUUCCCAAAAAGUC